This is a messenger RNA of Gongylonema pulchrum, 1077 nucleotides long. Lineage: Eukaryota; Metazoa; Nematoda; Chromadorea; Rhabditida; Gongylonematidae. The record is from the annotation of a GenBank genome assembly.
AUGGGCGACGUACUCCAUGAGGAUGAUAGCUUACGGGCGAUAUUUUCUCGAGAGCCCUGGGAUGCCUUGUUCCAGGCCAAGCUUGGCCAGCUGUGCGCGGCAUACCUCGACGGCGCCUGGGCCCAAGUGGACUGCGCAAGCAUUCAAGUCACUGCUGCUACAGGCGGUGCAAACAAUCUGAUAUUUGUGGUGAAGCUACCAGAGGGGACGAGCACGGAGUACGGCGAGCCGCAUGCAGCGAUCCUUCGCAUUUACCGCAACCUGGGCGAGAAUCGUGAGCUUCCAGAGGGUCUUAUCACUGCGGUGCUUGCCGAAAGGGGCCUGGGUCCUGCUCUGCAUGGUGCGUUUCCUGGCGGACGCUUCGAGCAGUACAUACCUUCUCGGAUUCUGACCAACGAACAGUACUGCAAACCGUGUGUUGCGAGGGAGGUUGGUUGCAUUCUUGCGCGAAUCCACUCGCUCGAUAUGCCCGUUAACAAGCAACUCCGACUUGUGCAUUUCCUGGACGAGAUGCUCGGGCGGCUGAAACGAGCGGCUCGCUGGUCACGGGGCCAUCCGAUGCGUACCACGUUGGCAAGGGUCAAUAAAAAACUGUGCCCGGACGAAAUCACUAUCGAUUUGCUAGCGGAGGAAUUGGAAAUUUGCAAGAAGUGUUUGGCACGAAGUGGCAGCCCUAUUGUUUUUAGCAAUAAUGAUUUGCAUGAGGGAAAUCUGCUCCUGCGUGACGGUUUCGAAAUCACCGAUCAGGGCAUCGCUGGUAGCUCGGACGACUCGCCGUUGGUAUUGAUUGAUUACGAAUAUGCAUGUUAUUAUUAUCGCGGAUUCGACUUAUGUCAUUACUGCGUGGAAUGCUGUCAGAAUAAUGAGGGAAGAGAGUGGCCAUACUACCAAAUUAAGCAAGAACAGUGGCCAAGUGAAGAAGUUCAGCGCGAAUACAUUGGUUCUUAUUUGGAUGAAGCCGUUAAAGUAAAGCAUUUGUGUUCGUGUAUACGUGGCGCACCUCAUGAAGUCGUUGAGCUCUAUCUGGAGGUGUGUAGCUCGGGAAAAGGUCCCAACAUAGCUGUGCCUCGUAUCUGA